GCCGGAUAUUGCUACUUAACAAGGUGGUUUGAGCCAACUGUGCCUUGCGGGUCUUUGCGAAAGUGAACCAGUUAUUAGGGGCGCCUAACGACCUGGGGGGUCAACUAAGGGGACGGAGUCUCGCUGUGUCACCUAGGCUGGAGUGCAGUGGUGCGAACUCGGCUCACUGUGAGCUCCGCCUCCUGGGUUCACACCAUUCUCCUGCCCCAGCCUCCUGAGUAGCUGGGACUACAGACUGUGGCAUGUUUCAGGCAGGAUUCCUCCUUCCUUCAAACUGCAUCACUCAGGAGUCUGCAAAUUCCCCAAAGUAGGAGGAAAAAUGACCACAUUCAAGGAGGCAGUGACCUUCAAGGAUGUGGCUGUGGUCUUCACUGAGGGGGAGCUGGGGCUGCUGGACCCUGCCCAGAGGAAGCUGUACCGAGAUGUGAUGCUGGAGAACUUCAGGAACCUGCUCUCAGUGGGGCAUCAACCGUUCCACCAAGAUACUUGUCACUUCCUAAGGGAAGAAAAGUUUUGGAUGAUGGGGACAGCAACCCAAAGAGAAGGGAAUUCAGGAGGCAAGAUCCAAACUGAGUUGGAGUCUGUUCCAGAAGCAGGAGCACAUGAAGAGUGGUCCUGCCAGCAAAUCUGGGAACAAAUUGCAAAAGACUUAACCAGGUCUCAGGACUCUAUCAUAAAUAACUCUCAGUUCUUUGAAAAUGGUGAUGUCCCCUCCCAGGUUGAAGCAGGACUACCCACAAUUCAUACAGGACAGAAACCUUCCCAGGGUGGGAAGUGUAAACAGUCCUUCAGUGAUGUUCCCAUCUUUGAUCUUCCUCAGCAGUUAUACUCAGAAGAGAAGUCUUACACAUGUGAUGAGUGUGGAAAAAGCAUCUGUUACAUCUCAGCUCUUCAUGUUCAUCAGAGAGUCCACGUGGGAGAGAAACUCUUUAUGUGUGAUGUGUGUGGCAAGGAAUUUACUCAAAGCUCACAUCUGCAAACUCAUCAGAGAGUCCACACUGGAGAGAAACCAUUCAAAUGUGAGCAAUGUGGUAAAGGUUUCAGUCGUAGAUCAGCACUUAAUGUUCAUCAUAAAUUACACACAGGAGAGAAACCUUACAUUUGUGAGGCAUGUGGGAAGGCCUUCAUUCAUGAUUCCCAGCUUAAGGAACAUAAGAGAAUCCAUACUGGGGAGAAACCAUUCAAAUGUGAUAUAUGUGGUAAGACCUUCUAUUUUAGGUCAAGACUUAAGAGCCAUUCCAUGGUUCACACAGGAGAAAAACCAUUUCGGUGUGAUACAUGUGAUAAGAGCUUUCAUCAGAGAUCAGCACUUAAUAGGCAUUGCAUGGUCCACACAGGAGAGAAACCGUACAGAUGUGAGCAGUGUGGAAAAGGCUUUAUUGGUAGGCUAGAUUUUUAUAAGCAUCAGGUGGUCCACACAGGAGAGAAACCAUAUAAUUGUAAAGAAUGUGGGAAGAGCUUCAGAUGGUCCUCAUGCCUUUUGAACCAUCAGCGAGUCCACAGUGGAGAAAAAAGCUUCAAAUGUGAAGAAUGUGGGAAGGGAUUUUAUACAAAUUCACAACUGUCUUCCCAUCAGAGAUCCCACAGUGGUGAAAAGCCAUAUAAAUGUGAGGAGUGUGGGAAGGGCUAUGUUACUAAGUUUAAUCUUGACUUGCACCAGAGGGUCCACACAGGAGAAAGACCUUAUAAUUGUAAGGAAUGUGGGAAGAGCUUUAGCCGGGCCUCAAGUAUUUUGAAUCAUAAGAGACUCCACUGCCAGAAAAAACCAUUCAAAUGUGAGGACUGUGGAAAGAGGCUUGUACACAGGACAUACCGUAAAAACCAGCCGAGAGACUAUAGUGGGGAAAACCCAUCCAAAUGUGAGGAUUGUGGGAGACGCUACAAGAGGCGCUUGAAUCUGGAUAUACUUUUAUCAUUAUUUCUAAAUGACACAUAACUGUUCAUAUUUAUGGGGUACAAUGUGCUAUUUUAAUGUGUGCAUACAAUUUAUAGUGAUCCAAUCAGUGUAAUUGGCGUAUCUGUUACCUCAAACAUUUACCAUUUCUUUGUGUUGGAAAAUUCAAAAUCCAUUUGAGAGGAGUUGGUAGACAGCAAGGGAAGGGUCCCUGGAGAACCCCAGCCAAACGGGUCAGUGUCUCAUCCCCACAUAACACAAAAAGCAGCCUGGGGAAGAAAAUCAAGCUACAGGCACUGAUAAGGGAACUAGCACAGGGUGUUGUGCCUGGAGACAUGCCCAUGGCUGCACAGAUAGAAGAACCUCCAGCCCAUUCAGGUAAAAAUUCGCACAAACCUCCGGCUCACUCAGUUAAGGGAACAAGACCAGACACAGAAAUGCCUUUGUCCUUUGUGUAAUCAGCAGGCUCCCAGGAAAAAGUUUCUUCUUUUGUGGGCAUGAACACAGUGGGCUUCAGUAGGUUCAGGUUGGCACUUUAUUUUGUGGAAAAGGAAAAGCCCAGCCUCUGUAAAUCAUCACUUCAGCUCCUGAUUGGUCCCAGGCCAAGCUGAAUAGCCCUUACGAAUAAUCACUUCAACUCCUGAUUGGUCCCGGGCCAAGCUGAAUAGCCCUUAUGAAUCAUCACUUCAGUUCCUGAUUGGUCCUGGGCCAAGGUCCCAGACCAAGCUGAAUCACGCUUUCUCCAAGACAGCCCGCAGGCUAAGCGCAUUCUUUCCCCUUCCCAGUCCAUAAAAACCCCGGACCCCAGCCUCAUACUGGGCAACUUAUUUGGAUCCCCAUCUCCACUGUGGAGAGCUUUUUUCUUUCACUUAUUAAACUUUUACUCCAAUUUCA
Molecule: messenger RNA, 2788 nt
Organism: Gorilla gorilla gorilla (western lowland gorilla)
Lineage: Eukaryota; Metazoa; Chordata; Mammalia; Primates; Hominidae
Gene: ZNF155
Product: zinc finger protein 155
Exons: 6
Coding region: 320-1936 (538 amino acids)
Biological process (GO): regulation of transcription by RNA polymerase II
Molecular function (GO): RNA polymerase II cis-regulatory region sequence-specific DNA binding; DNA-binding transcription factor activity, RNA polymerase II-specific
Source: RefSeq, a predicted model, not a curated record